Malurus melanocephalus (red-backed fairy wren) is the source of this 2973-nucleotide messenger RNA. RefSeq names its product kinesin family member 17 (gene KIF17). Gene Ontology annotation, molecular function: microtubule binding; microtubule motor activity; ATP binding. The transcript has 14 exons. Gene Ontology annotation, biological process: microtubule-based movement. The coding region runs from base 514 to 2907 and encodes 797 amino acids. Lineage: Eukaryota; Metazoa; Chordata; Aves; Passeriformes; Maluridae. The record is from RefSeq and is a predicted model, not a curated record.
GACCCCCGGGCCCCUCGAGGCUCCCUGCGCGCCCUCUGGCCAGCGCGGCACCGCCAGGGUUAUCUCAGGUUUUCCCUUGCUCAGUCCCCCUUGGGCGUGUCUCGGUUCCCAGAAGUUACCUCAGGGUUUCCUGUCCUCAGCUUCCCCUCAGGGGUUCCCCCAACAGACUCCCCCUCCGGUUUCCUCCCCACGAUCUGCCCUAAUUCCCUGUCAGACUUGUUCCUAGCUUCCCCCUCACACACCCUUUCCCUCCAUCCCUCCCCAGCUCUUUUCCUCCACAGUUUCCCCUUCUCUUCCAGUCUCCCUGGCUCGGUGGUCCUUCCCCUGCGUUGCCCCCAGAGAGGGGUGAGUGUUUCCCCUCCCCCCGAUGGGUGCAGGCCCCACGGUUAAGCUUGCCCCAGCUGCCAGUCCCGCCGAGUGAGGGCGUGUGGAGCUGAUCCAGGCGUGUGGGGUGACCCCGGUGUGUGACACUCCGAGUGUGAGGGUGACCCUGGUGUGUGGGUGACCGGGCCGAUGGCCGCGGAGGCGGUGAAGGUGGCCGUGCGCUGCCGGCCCCUGAGCGGGCGCGAGGAGGCCCGGGGGUGCCGAGCCAUCGUCGGCGUAGACAGCGCGCGGGCCCGGUGCCUCCUGCGGAACCCCGCGUCCCCCACAGAGCCCCCCAGGCAAUUCUUCUUCGAUGGGGCAUUCAGUGGGGAGCAUAGCACCGAGCACAUCUACAACGAGAUCGCCUACCCACUCGUGGAGGGUAUCACYGAAGGCUACAAUGGCACCAUCUUUGCCUACGGCCAGACUGGCAGUGGGAAGUCAUUCACCAUGCAGGGAGUUGUAGAUCCUUCCUCACAGAAAGGGAUCAUUUCCAGAGCAUUUGAACACAUCUUUGAGAGCAUACAGUGUGCUGAAAAUGCCAAGUUCCUGCUGAGAGCCUCCUGCCUGGAGAUCUACAAUGAGGACAUACGAGAUCUUCUGGGAGCUGACACCAAGCAGAAGCUGGAGCUGAAGGAGCACCCAGAGCAGGGGGUGUACGUGAAGGGGCUGUCCCUGCACGCUGUGCACAGUGUGGCACAGUGUGAGCAGCUGAUGGACACRGGCUGCAGGAACAGAGCAGUGGGCUUCACCCUCAUGAACAAGGACUCCUCCCGCUCCCACUCCAUCUUUACUGUCAGGAUGGAAAUCUGCACUGUAGAUGAGCGAGGACAGGAGCACCUUAGGGCUGCCAAACUCAACUUGGUGGAUCUGGCAGGAAGUGAGAGACAGUCAAGAACUGGUGCCACAGGGGAGCGGCUCAAAGAGGCCACCAAAAUCAACCUGUCCCUGUCUGCCCUGGGCAAUGUCAUCUCGGCCCUGGUCGAUGGCAGGUGCCACAUUCCCUACCGAGACUCCAAGCUGACCAGGCUGCUCCAGGACUCCCURGGAGGGAACACCAGGACCCUGAUGGUGGCGUGUGUGUCUCCAGCUGAUGACAGCUAUGAGGAAAGCCUCAGCACCUUGCGCUAUGCAAAUCGAGCCAAGAACAUCAGGAACAAGCCCUGCAUCAAUGAGGACCCCAAGGAUGCCCUGCUAAGGGAGUACCAGGAGGAGAUUAAGAAGCUGAGGGCCAUUCUGGCUGAACAGACAGGCACAAGUGACUUGGCAGGGCUUCUACCCGCUGAGGCUGCUCAUCUGGUAGCAAAUCCAGCUCCCCCCGUCAAAAUCCAGGUGGAUCUGGAAGCAGAGAAGCAGCUGAUCAGAGAAGAGUAUGAGGAGAGGCUGACCCGGCUGCAGGCCAGCUACCAAGCGGAGCAGGCGUCCCGCGCCCGCCUGGAGAAGGACAUCAGCAGCCUGAGGGAUGUCUUUGAUCUCAAGGUGUCUGCUAUCGAGGAUCUCCUCAGGAAGGGAGCAGCUGACAUAUGGACUAGAACGAUUUCUGACCAGAAACCUUCACAUGAAGAUGCUGUUGUUGCAGUGCAYGAAGAGCCAACGUCAGCCCAGGACCCAGCAGUGCCUCAGACUGUCACAGAUGCUGGUGGAGUGAGCAGGGACAGUGCUGGAGCAGCAGGAGCUGUCACUGCCCUGGGGAUUUCCCUGCCUUCAGACCAGCAGCUGGUGCUUGCCAGGCUGAAGAUGCUGGAGCAGCAGGUGGUCGGGGGGGAACAGGCUCAAAACAAGGACCUGAAGGAAAAGCACAAACGCCGGAAGAAAUACGCGGACGAGCGGAGGCUGCAGYUAGUGGCUGCCCUGCAGGAAUCCAACGAGGACAGCAGCGAGAUGGCUCUCCUCAAUGUCUAUGACUCCAUCCAGGAGGAGGUGCGAGCCAAGAGCAAGAUGCUGGAGAAGGUGCAGGAAAAGCUCCAGGCUGCCGAGACUGAGAUCAGAGACCUGCAGCUGGAGUUUGGGCUGGAAAAGAUGGAUUACCUGAGCACCAUCCGGCGCCAGGAGCGAGACCUGAUGCUCUGCCAGCAGCUGCUGGACCAGGUGCAGUCUCUCAUCCGGCGUGACUGCAACUACAGCAACCUGGAGAAGAUCAARCGUGAAUCCAUCUGGGAUGAGGAGAGUGGCCGCUGGAAAAUUCCAGAGCCUGUCAUUCAAAAAACCCAGCUGCCCCCAGCAGUUCCAGCUCUGCCACAGCCCAAACCUGCCCGAACGAGCCCCUCRGAUGAGAGUGGGGAGCCAGCGCCCGAGGAAGACCACUACAGGCUGGUGCUGGACAGGAGCGACAGCGAGAACAUUGCCAGCAACUACUUCCGAACCCGGCAAGCCAGCCAGAUCCUGCACCCGGACCAAGCUCCCGCACGCUUCGAGGGGGCCGCGGGCAGCGCCUGCUCCACUGCCCAGGCCCGACCCUUCCGCCUCCAGUCCCUGACCUUGGCUCCUAGCGCCGACACCAAGCGCAAGAAGAACAAAGCCAGCUCCAGCACCCGCCGCUUAUGACCCAUGGCGGAUGUGGGCGGGUCAGGCCACCGCGCCCGCCGUCGCCGCGGAGGAGGGAGGGGGCAG